This is a messenger RNA of Phragmites australis (common reed), 890 nucleotides long. Its product is annotated as thioredoxin-like protein CITRX, chloroplastic. The record is from RefSeq and is a predicted model, not a curated record. The transcript has 4 exons. Bases 107 to 676 code for a protein of 189 amino acids. Gene Ontology annotation, biological process: plastid organization; cell redox homeostasis. NCBI's taxonomy places the organism in Eukaryota, Viridiplantae, Streptophyta, Magnoliopsida, Poales, Poaceae. Gene Ontology annotation, molecular function: protein-disulfide reductase activity. Gene Ontology annotation, cellular component: thylakoid.
UUGCGAAUUUCCCGGUUGGCAUCCUAGUCUGACUCUGACACUACACGGACCCCCGCUCCAUUUACACGCGCGGACAGGAUAGGAUUCGUCUCCCUCCGCUUUCGCCAUGGCCAUCGCCGCCUCCCUCCUGCCGGCCUCUGCCGUACGUCCCGUUCCCCGAGCACCCGCCCCGCUCCCGCAGAUUCGCCUCGUACCCGUCCCGCUGGCCCCAGCGCGCAAGGACGACCCUCGCGGAUGCAGCGGCGUCGGCGCCAGCGUCAGCAACCGCCGCGCACCAACCGUUCGACGGAACGCCGCCGAGACGACGGCCUACGUCCCGGGCUCCGGAAAAUACAUCGCGCCGGACUACCUCGUGAAGAAGGUGACGGCCAAGGAGGUGGAGGAGCUGGUGAGGGGUGAGAGGAAGGUGCCGCUCAUCGUCGACUUCUACGCGACGUGGUGCGGGCCCUGCGUUCAAAUGGCUCAGGACAUAGAGAUGCUUGCAGUUGAAUACGAGGACAACGUCCUAUUUGUGAAGGUGGACACAGAUGAUGAAUAUGAAUUUGCAAGAGACAUGCAGGUAAGAGGACUUCCGACGUUGUAUUUCUUCAGUCCAGAUCAAAGCAAAGACGCCAUACGCACGGAGGGGCUAAUUCCUAUUGAUAUGAUCAGAAACAUUAUCGAUAACGAGCUGUGACUGUCUGCUAGGCUUCUAGGCAAAUAGUGCGUGCUGUGUUUGCUGUACCUGCUGAAAUUUUGGCUCUAGACUAGUUGCUGUGCUGAGUUCGAGUUUUGUAUUGCUCCAAUGAUAGGGUUUCCUGUGUGCAAAAUCUGCAGUUUUAGCAUGUUAGCGUGUAGCUUGGGAUUGGUACUUUGAGACUCACGCCUAAGUUACUCUUGUUGUUGCAUUA